UCUGUGGGAGGAGAAAGGCCACAUUCUCUCUGGGUUUUAGGGUGAAACAUUCGUUGAGUGUUUCUGCUCCGGGGAACGCUGAUAACUAGAGGAUUGUGAGUAAUUGCAGACAUAGGCUGUGCACCCGUUCCUUCUCGUCAGGCGUGGCCACCGUGCUCUUUACUGUUCUGAGUCAGAAUUGUUAACCACAAAACCGGGAAUGCAAAAAAAAAACUUGCUCACAUUCUUUGCAAAGGCGAGCUGGCUUCUGGCAAUCAGUAUAAAGCUGGUGCAUUCAGAUGCUGUUAACUAGUACUCUGUCUCCAGGCUGCUAGUUUCUUCUCUCUCAUCAGGAAGAACCAUCAAAAUAAACUAACUCAAGGAAGUCCAUAGAAGCAAGUUUUGUUUCAAAAUGUCUGAACCCACCUCCGGUGACUCAAACAGCAGGAGCUCAUUGCCUUCCCACGUUGGUCGGAGAAUCACCCCUUCCAGCAUCUCCAAUGCUGAAGAGAAUGAGGUUAAUGACUUUGAGUACUUUGGACUCAGACCAAGAGGACAACCCAACCUGGAAGCGUUUCUGGAGAUAUGGAGCGUUGACGUUCACCCAAAUCCAGAUGACAUUAACAGGAGGCAGCAUCAUACAGCGCUCUAUGAUUGCAGCAACCUUAUUGUGAGACGUGGUCAGCCUUUCCAAAUCACCAUCACUGUCAACCGAGCAAUCGAUUUGGAAAAAGACAAGCUGUGGAUUGAGUUUUUGAUUGGUAGGUAUCCGGAUCGCACCAAAGGAACUUACAUUCCGAUUCUUAUCAAAGAACAACUGGAGAAAGGGCAAUGGGGAGCCAAAGUGGUGUCAAUCUGGAACAACGCGCUUACUCUCUCGGUCAUGUCAUCUCCAGAGUGCAUAGUGGGACGUUUCAGAAUGUAUGUAGCUGUGAUGACUCCGUAUGGGAUCCGCAGAACUGUGAGAGAUAAAGAUACAGAUAUUUACAUUCUCUUCAACCCUUGGUGUGAAGAGGAUGCUGUUUAUUUGGGUAAUGACGCAGAAAAAGAAGAAUAUGUCUUAAAUGACAUUGGCUGCAUUUACUAUGGGAAGUUCACAGAAGUGGUCUCCAGAACUUGGUUUUUUGACCAGUUUGAAAGAAAGGUAUUGGACACGUGUAUUUACAUACUGGACAGAGCACAGAUGCCCUUGCAGACAAGAGGAUGUCCAGUCAAAAUCUCCCGAGUUGUAUCUGCAAUGAUAAAUUCAAAAGAUGAUGGUGGUGUCCUUGUUGGAUGCUGGGAUGGGGAGUACACAAAUGGAAUAUCCCCCACAGCCUGGAAUAGCAGCAGAGAAAUUUUACAGCAGUAUGCCGAGACGGGGCUGCCGGUUUGUUAUGGACAAUGCUGGGUCUUUGCUGCUGUACUGAACACAGUUCUUCGCUGCUUGGGGAUACCAGGAAGAGUGAUAACAAACUUCUCCUCAGCACAUGACAAUGAUGCUAAUUUAACCACUGACAUCAUUCUUGAUGAAAAUGGGAAGAAAGAUACAAACUUGACUAAGGAUUCAAUCUGGAACUACCACUGCUGGAAUGAAUGUUGGAUGGCCAGAAUUGAUCUACCGCCAGAAUAUGGUGGAUGGCAAGUAAUAGAUGCAACACCUCAGGAAACAAGUGAAGGCAUGUUUAGGUGUGGACCAGCUUCUGUUAAUGCCAUAAAGUAUGGACAGGUUUACUUGCCAUACGAUGCUCCUUUCAUUUACGCGGAGGUAAACAGUGACAUAGUCUACUGGAACAAACAGAAGGAUGGCUCCCUAAUAAAGGGCGAUGUGAAGACCGAUGAAAUUGGAAAAUUAGUUCUUACCAAGGAGAUUGGAUCUGACAGCAGGAAAGACAUCACCAAUCAAUACAAACAUGAAGAGGGUAGUCCAGAGGAGAGGAUGGCACUGAACACAGCAAUCCAAUACGGGCUGAAGAAGGAACAAGCUGUAACUGAGGUCACAAUGGAUGUAUCUUUAAACAUGCAUGUUCCUGAGAAUGUCCUCCUUGGUACCAACUUCUUUGUUGGCAUAGAACUCCAAAACAACAGCAAUGAAAAACGCAGUACAACUGUUUUUCUCAGUGGCACCGUGGUGUUCUACACUGGAGUUCCAAAAAUUGAAUUUAAGAGGGAGACCAUUAAAGUCACUGUGGAACCUCAUCAAGGUGAGACCCAUUGUUCUGGAUUUUCUGAUUACCGGUGUAUUGUGAUCCAGUUAUGGGGUUAUUGGGGGUUUGGUGAGGGAGCAGCCAUAUAUGCAUGCUUCAUUUUGAUGCUUGGGCAUGAGGUAACCCUAAUGAUUGAAUUUACAAACCCUCUCAGAAAGCCUCUCAAACAUCUGGUUCUUCGCAUUGAUGGACUUGAUACACAGAAGGCAAAGUUAAAGAUGUUCAGUAUCCUCCAAGACAAUGCCACUUUAACAACAAAGGAAGUGUUUGUGCCCAAGAAACGGGGUCAGCGCAAAGUGAUAGCGAGCCUGGACAGCAGUGCAUUGAAGCAGGUCAUCGGAGAAUUAGAACUAAAUGUUACAUAGGAAAUAUAAAUGGAGCAAACAAAGAAUCUUCUUCUAAUGCGCCUUAAAAAAGGGAGUUUUCUGAAGAUGUAAUCUGGAGUGUGUAUUAAUUGAAAAAUUUAAAAGGGAAUUCUAACGUAUUCAUCCUCUGUUUUUGAGCUUGUUUCCAGUGCUAUUCUGUAACAACUUUUUUUCACUUUAACCAAUAUCAAAUUGAUGACAGCACUUAAGAAUUUAUCCUUGUUACAUUUUACCCAACCGUGCUCUAACAUCUUUCAAACUCUGUGGUGCUUAUGUUAUUGUGUACUGGAUAUAUAUAUAUAUAUAUAUAUAUAUAUAUAUAAAAACCAGAGCAGGGAUUAUAUCAGUAGGGCGUUACUUCUUUUCACCUAUGGCUAUACAUAAUGUGUCACAGAAAGCUUGGAUCAAAAGAUACAUGCAGAUAUAGCCCUGCAGCUUGUAAUUUUAUUGGGUAUCUGAAAGAAAGGGAUGUUUGCAUUCACUUACUUUCUCAACUAUUUUCCUGUGUCCUCUCUGGAUCUGUUCUGGAGUAUGGGAUGCGCAAGUGCCAGAGAUAUGUUUUUCAUGCAUCAGCCCGUCUAGUGUUUACCAGCGGGCUGUUCACCCUCAAGGGGAAUCACAUUUGGAUGCAAUCUUCUCCAUGUCCCGUUCCCACCCCCAAGCAAUUAUUUGCAUUGACUUCUUUCCUCUGCAGUUGAGGGUGGUUGACAGGUUGACAAUCUGACAGGGAAUGGGAGGGUGGUGGCAUCGGGACCUGGGAAGCAGAGAAGCUGCAGUGUGUACCUGGAAGCUACAGAAUCUUACACCUUUUGGCUGUCUCCAAGCAGCGAUCUGCUCCCUUUUUCCUUUCAAAAGUAUUCAGAUCAUGCUUUUUUUCUUAAUGUAAGUGCUAAUUGCCAUUAAAACUUUUGCUUUUCUUUAACUGCAGUGAAAAGCACAAUAUUGAAUAUUUCCAUAUUGCUUUACAUACUUUUGUAGCCAGUAAGAAAUAGAUAAUAUUGUAUGAGCGAGUAGUUUUACGUUUAUGUCAUGUAACA
This is a messenger RNA of Chiloscyllium plagiosum (whitespotted bambooshark), 3567 nucleotides long. The record is from RefSeq and is a predicted model, not a curated record. Lineage: Eukaryota; Metazoa; Chordata; Chondrichthyes; Orectolobiformes; Hemiscylliidae.